AUGGGCAAGACCUACACUUACAUCCCCGAGGACUUGAUCGACUGGGCCGAGAAGCAGAAGGCGUUCUGGGUCGCCACAGCACCCCUAGACGGCGAAGGGCAUGUCAACGUUUCUCCCAAGGGCGUAGAGGGGACGUUCCAUGUCGUAGAUAAGAACAGAGUGUGGUAUGAGGAUCUGACGGGAAGCGGCGCCGAAACGGUCUCCCAUCUGCGCGAGAAUGGGCGCAUCACGAUCUUGUUCCAGGCAUUCGACGGUGGCCCGCGCAUCCUGCGCCUCUUUGGGAGAGGCACUGUGCACGAGUUUGGCACGCCGGAGUACGAACUGCUCCUCCCGCCAGGCAAACGGCAACCAGGCUCACGAGCCGCGAUUGUGGUAGAUGUUCACCGCGUCGGCACGUCUUGCGGAUGGGGUGUUCCGUUCUACCAAUACGUCGGCCCGCGGGACACCUUGACCAAUUUCGGUGUCAAGAUGGAGAAGAACGAAGGCGCGGCGUUGAAGAAGUACUGGAACGACACGAACGUCCGCAGCGUGGAUGGUCUCCCUAGCUUGCAGACGGCGCCGACGACGGAUGUUGUCCCGGACGCCGCUGUCAAGGAGGUGAAGGGCGGCCUUCCAACGUACAGAUCUACACAGACUAUUUCGGCGCAGAAAGGCGCGCAGCAUUCAGUCGUGCACUUGCUUCUGGCUUUCACCGCGGGCAUCCUCGCGACGAUUGUGUUUGUGAGGUUCUCUACCGUGGCUCGGGAGAUGGUGGUCUGA
Peniophora sp. CBMAI 1063 is the source of this 759-nucleotide messenger RNA. The record is from the annotation of a GenBank genome assembly. Lineage: Eukaryota; Fungi; Basidiomycota; Agaricomycetes; Russulales; Peniophoraceae.